AUAAUAAUAUUAUUUGGAGAAGGCGGUGUGGUGCUCUCGCUCAGCCAGUUUAAUUCGGGAGGGAAUCGACCCGACGCGUGUAAGACACGAGUGUGCGGUCGCGUAAGUUCCAGAAACCAUCCCCUCUCUCUAUACAAACGUUUUGACACGCGCCAGACCCUUCCAGAAAGCACAGAAGGCGUGAUUCUCUCUCUCUCUGUCUCUGCGGUUUUGCCUGCCUGCCUGCCUGCAACUCUCUCUCUCUCAGGUUUUUGGGCGAAGAAAAAAUCAAUCGAAGAGAUGGCGCUGAAUUCCCCACUAUUGCCAAACGGCAUGCCCGUCCCCUUCGAGAACGAGAUGUUCAUCUUGUCUCGUGAUGGCGUCGAAUUCGAAAUUGAUAAAAUCCCAACAGCUCCUGGAGGUAAAAUUAAAGCCAAGGGUACCAUUUACCUGUCAAAUGUGCGCAUGUUGUUUGUUGCAAAGAAACCUGUUGGGGACUUUAGGGCAUUUGAUAUGCCUCUGCUUUAUGUGCAUGAUGAAAAAUUCAAUCAGCCUAUAUUCUUCUGCAAUAACAUAUCAGGUCUUGUUGAGCCUGUAGUACCUGAAGAUCAACACAGGGCUCUCUAUUCACCUCAUUCUUUCAAGAUUUUAUUCAAGGAAGGUGGUUGUGGAACGUUUGUUCCACUCUUUUUCAAUCUGAUAGCAUCCGUGAAACAGUAUAAUCAACAUGUCACUAAUACUUCUUCGAACGAUCAUACGCCUCGCGUGGAUCCUUUACAAGCAAACCAACCUCCAGUAGAUGAAAUGAUGAGACAUGCAUAUGUGGAUCCAAGUGACCCUACAAGAAUCUACUUGCAGCAGCCCAAUUUAGAUUCUCAACUUAGAAGACGCACUUACCAUUCGCAGCCUGCAGAGAACUCUAUAUGAUGAUGAAUCCUUCCUACAGAAUGGAUCAUUUAGCUCCAUUCUCAGCCUGCAGAGAACCCUAUAUGGCAAUGAAUCCUUACUAUGGAAUGGGUCUGUUAGCUUUAAAACAUUUCAUUGCCCAAGGACUGAUGAUGAUGUUUUCUGAAUUUCUUUCUUAUACUGCUUUUCAUGUAUAUGACAAAACAUCCUGCUUUUUCACUUGCCAUGGUCAUGAAGACCGGUCACAUUAUAAUAAACCUUCGAUCUCUUUCUUUCUACAUAAACAUACGUCUUGUAAUC
Messenger RNA from Amborella trichopoda, 1185 nucleotides. RefSeq names its product classical AGP protein. Gene Ontology annotation, cellular component: nucleus. Gene Ontology annotation, molecular function: transcription coactivator activity; chromatin DNA binding. The record is from RefSeq and is a predicted model, not a curated record. NCBI's taxonomy places the organism in Eukaryota, Viridiplantae, Streptophyta, Magnoliopsida, Amborellales, Amborellaceae. Gene Ontology annotation, biological process: positive regulation of DNA-templated transcription.